GCGGCAGCGCCGGAGCCCCGAGCCCGCAGCAUCCUCCCUGACUCAAGAUGACGACGGCCACGCCACUAACCAAUAACACUCAGCUCUCAGUGAAUGUGACCACAAAGUCUCAAGAACAAAGUCUCUAUCAAAGUUCUGGAGCAAUAAUUGCUGCCAUCGUGGUGGGGGUGAUUAUUAUUUUCACAGUGGUUCUGCUCAUCCUGAAAACAUACAACAGGCGCAUGAGAGUGCGGCGGGAGCUGGAACCCAAAUCCUCCAAGCUGGCAGUGCCACCUCCUGUGGGGCACAACAGCCACAGCCUGGCCCAGCAGCCCUCGGUGACCUUCAUCCCUGUGGACAUCCACCUGCAGAGCAGGUAACAGGGAACACUCGCCCUUCCUGCCAGAGAAGAGAUGGAAUUGUUAUCGGCUGUUAUUCUCUCUGUAAAAUGAUGUAAAUCCUGGUUUCUUUCUUUGGGAGAAAAAACCCAGAGGUCUGGACACUUUUCUUAUGACUGAAAUAACAAGUGGAAGUCCAGGAAUCAUCAGGAUGGCAGCGAGGUCUCUUCUGGAUCUGGAUAAACCAAGAAGAGAAGAUGCCCAGGUGUUGUGGAACUUUUGUUUCCUCAGAGACUUUGAACCCUCUCUGUUCUGCUGAUAAACAGGAGGAAAAGUCUGGACCAACUCAGGUUGGACCUGAGUUUGUUAUGAGUUACAUGGAAGAGGUUUGUGGUUUAUUUUAUAUCUGAUGGGUAGUACAGGAGGUAUUGAAAUUGUAUUUAUCUUUACUCAUAUUUCAUGUUUCUAAUGCCACAUGUGUACAG
Messenger RNA from Pseudopodoces humilis (Tibetan ground-tit), 802 nucleotides. It is a transcript of the gene NCMAP, whose product is annotated as non-compact myelin associated protein. The record is from RefSeq and is a predicted model, not a curated record. Gene Ontology annotation, biological process: peripheral nervous system myelin formation; regulation of myelination. Gene Ontology annotation, molecular function: structural constituent of myelin sheath. Lineage: Eukaryota; Metazoa; Chordata; Aves; Passeriformes; Paridae. Gene Ontology annotation, cellular component: paranode region of axon; Schmidt-Lanterman incisure; plasma membrane.